This is a messenger RNA of Myotis brandtii (Brandt's bat), 723 nucleotides long. Its product is annotated as sialic acid-binding Ig-like lectin 5. NCBI's taxonomy places the organism in Eukaryota, Metazoa, Chordata, Mammalia, Chiroptera, Vespertilionidae. Bases 1 to 381 code for a protein of 126 amino acids. The record is from RefSeq and is a predicted model, not a curated record. The transcript has 3 exons.
AUGGCUCAUGCACAAGUCUCUGCAUGUGAGAGGGGCCUUGGUGAUGAACAUUCCGUCUUGGCCAAACCCCUGGGCAUCCAGGGGGAGGGGGUUCUCAUCUGCAUAGUGAAAGCCCGCAGGAGGCAAGCAGCCGGGAGACCAAAUGUCACGAAUGAUGAAGACCCUGUCAUGGGCACAGUCACCUGGGGCUCCAAGAAAAAUCUUCAGCCGGACGGGCCCCCAGACCAAGCGCCACCUGCUGAGAAGGGCCCUCUGUCGGGGGAGCAGCAGGAGCUCUACUACGCCAACCUCACCUUUGAGGGGCUGAAGCCACGGGAGCCUCGGGACCAGGAGGCCACCAGCACCCACGAGUACUCAGAGGUCAAGCGCGCAGGCCAAUGAGGACUCGCUCAGAGCUGGGUGCUGGCCAGAGGCAUCACAGCCCCCCCUGGGGGAGGGGGGUGGGGAGAAGUCCAGGACUCAUUGCUGAAGCAUGAGGAGACCUUGCGGCCUGAUUAACAUUAACGGCUGGAUGAGCAUCCCCAGGCAGAGCAGGAAGAAGACAGGCGAUGGGGUUUGAGAGACGGGAUGGGCCGGCUCUCACGUCCACCUGCACCUGUGCUGCAGGUGAGCUGCUCCGUGACGCUGUCUCUCGCCCUCCUGCUCCCUCCAGAACAGCACUUCCUGGCUCCUGGCACAUGGUCUAAGGUCUGGGUUUUCUAAUAAAUCCCGUCUUCUCAUCGU